CGAACGUAUUCUUUUCUCCACACCACUGCCGCCACCCAAGAACACCCAGAAAAUGUCUGAUCGACGAGUGGCCUUGCUGAACAAACGGUUCUUUGAUGUUCUCAAGGGCAAAGUCCCUAUCAAGCCACGAAACUGUCACUUGUUUCUCGAUUCUAUAUGUUCCCAACCAGAUGUUGCGGUAUGCGUAAGCAAGAUAGUGGGAGAAUCAAAAGGACCCUCUAUUGUGCAGGAGGCGAUGCGACUGGACUUGUCGGCAGAUUUUAUGAAUGGCAUUGGUGCUGAUGUUCUUGUAUAUCUCCUCCAGGCCACAAGCAUCAGCAGCAACGUGCUAGAUCACCUGUUUAUCCAAAUAGUCGAACCAGAUUUCUUCUGGUCGGCGUUUAGCCACGCUUUUGCUCGUGGAGAGCUACUUGAAAAAGCUCAACGUGCCUUCGCUAGCCUCCUCCUUCGGCUAUUGAACCUCUCCAACCACGACACAACACCCUAUCUUGAACUAGCUGGCAGGCCAAAUGUGCUCCCAAAACUCACAGGCUCUGAAAACUUGGAAGUCCGCCUUAUUGGAGAGAAGAUUAAGCAUAUCCUUUCGACGUAUGGCUCCUCAGCCCCUCCCCCGGCUGCCAAUGGCCCAGGUGGACGACAUGACAAUGAUUUUGUCAAUUUUCGCGAUAUCGCUAUCCUUCCCACAGCCGACGAAAUUAGAUCCAAACAGCUACCAUUCCUGCGCCGUAGCUCGGAGUUAGAAGGUGAAUCCGGAGAAAGCACUCGUACCGCGGAUUAUCUCGACAACACAUUUCGCCUUCUUCGUGAAGACAUGAUAGCGGAGAUGAGAGAAGAACUUCAAGCACUGGAAGGAAAGAACGUCAAGCGCCACCGCGCUAACCUGAUAGACGGUGUCAUACUCAAAGGCGUUUAUCAUGGCACUGAUGAUCGGAAGAUGCUGUGGGGAAUAACAUUGGAGUGUGUCGACGAGCUGCCAUCUCUGAAGCGCAUCCCCCCAAAGGACAGGAAAGCGUACCUCACAGAUGAUCACGCUGGCUAUGAUUGCCAACUGGUUCCACGAAACGCAAGAUCUUGGUACGGAUCACUCGGAAAACAUGCGACUUCUAUAGUGUCCCUGCUGACACUGUCAUAUUCCCCGCAUAGUUAUAGCCUUACCUUGUAUAUUAUACAGCAAUACAUUUGUACUCGUUCCUUCCGUGAAUUGACUGGUUGA
Molecule: messenger RNA, 1213 nt
Organism: Suillus subalutaceus
Lineage: Eukaryota; Fungi; Basidiomycota; Agaricomycetes; Boletales; Suillaceae
Exons: 1
Coding region: 53-1213 (386 amino acids)
Source: RefSeq, a predicted model, not a curated record